Rotaria socialis is the source of this 1101-nucleotide messenger RNA. The record is from the annotation of a GenBank genome assembly. Lineage: Eukaryota; Metazoa; Rotifera; Eurotatoria; Philodinida; Philodinidae.
AUGGGUGCUGGUUCGAGUCAUAAUAGAAAAGUGAGUAUAGAAACUCAAUUUCCAGUUUCAUCAAAAUUACGAACACGAACUCCUUCGCCUCGACCAGUACCAAGAGAUGCAAAUUUAUCUCGACGGCCAUAUUCAUCUCACCCAUCGCCAUGGUUAACCAAAAGAAAUACACAAAACCAUGAAUCAAAUAAGCAUUUAGCCUUAUACGAAUCAAUAUGGGAAACAAGUGGAAAGUUAUCAUCAAAAUUUGAACAAUUAGUAAAAUCUUCUUCAACUAAUAUUGAACAUGAUCAAAAAGAAACAAAUCAUAAAGAAUUAGUAACAAAACAUACAACUAAAUAUGAAACAGCUGAAGUUGAAUCAAAGUUAACAACUCAGUUUGAAUCAAUUCAUAAUUUAUCGACAUCAGAUAGAUUAGAUACAUUAAUGAAUGAUUUAAAACAGACUCAUACAAAUUUUGAUCAAACUGUUCAACAAAGAAUUCAACAAAUAACAUUACAAACAGAAUCAAUUCUUGCGCAAAUUGUUCAAGAAACUCAACAAAAUCAACAAAAUUUAUUAAUUGAAGCUAAAGAACAACAAACAGUUGAAGAUGAACAAUAUAGAAUUUUAUUAGAAGAAUUUAUUAUAAAAUUAGAUGAAAAAAAAGCAAAACAAUUAGCUUUAAUACAAGAAAAACUUAAACAACAACGUUUAGAAAUUUUUAAUGAGUCUCAAUUAAAAAUUCGUACUGUUAGUGAACAAGCGGCUUUAAUGAAAAAUCAAAUUAUGUUUGAAGAAGAAAAAAAAACGUCAGAAAACAUUGAUUUAAUUGUUAAUGAAAUAAAAUCGAUUUCAAGUGAUUCAGCUAUUCAACAAUUAGGAACACAAAUAAAAACACAGAUUAAUUUGACUCUUUAUGAAAAAGUGGGAUCAAAUAAAUCUCAAAGUGAAGUUAAUUUUAAUUUAGAUGAUCAAAAUAGAAGUAAUAAUACAAAUGAAAAUAUUUUUAAAAAAAUAACUUUUAUGUCAAAUCAAUCUUCAAAUCAAACAACAUUACAAUAUCCGACAUCAAUUAAAUUAUGUGAUCAUCAAACUAGAAACAACAAAUUAAUUAAUUAG